AUGCGUGCGCGCCGACAGAUGGUCUCUGGGAAGCAUUCGAACAUCGUGCAGUUCUUCGAAUUUUACGAGGAAUUUGACUGCCUUCAUCUCAUCUUCGAGUUCUGCCCCCUUGGCAGUUUGGACCAGGUCGUUCAUUCCAGCAAGUUCCAGUCAGGUGGCGAGCGCCUGGUGGCCAAAUUGCUCUGUCAGGGCGCCAGCGCCUUGGACUUCCUGAAGGAACAUGACCUGGUGCAUCGCGACGUGAAGCCUGGAAAUCUUCUCUUCUCAGAGCAAGAAGUGGUAAAACUGGCGGACUUCGGUUGCGCCACCAUGGCGCCGGAAGGCGUGAUGUUGGAGGAGGCCAUGGGAACUCCUGGCUACUGGGCACCUGAAGUCCAUCAAUUGCCUCGAGGAAAGGGCUAUUCCUUCCCCGUGGACAUUUGGGCCCUGGGCAUUUGCUUCUACUUCAUGCUGUAUCAAGGUACCCAUCCAUUUCUGGAGAAAGAGACUCUAAAACGGCGAGAUGUUCAGAGUGGAAACUUUGAUGCUGGUUGGUUCACCAGCUGGGGUGCAAAGGAUCUAUUGGAAUGGAUGCUGAUGCCUCACCCUGCUGUGACCUCGGGAUUUUCCAACGGGGCGAAAAAUGGGGUCAACGCAUUGCCGCCAAUGAAGUUCCUGAACAUCGCUGGUGCUAUUCCUUCGGCCAUGGACAAGGUCUUGCUGAUUGUGGUCCCGAUUCUUCUUUGGAUUGCCAAAGUUGCAUAUCAAAUACUGAUGAUCAUGGUGGUAUAUCGACAGCUCUUCCUGACCAGAACGGUCUUUCUGGAUCGCAUGAGUGUCUAUGCGCAGGAUUUUCAACAACUCAUACGACAGCAUUUUAAUCAGAUCCUUCGCAUGCGCCGCACGGUGCCACCGAAGGAGGUGCCACAACACCAACUGCGAGUACAUUUGCAUCCCGAAUCUCUCGAGGUGACGACUUCAAAGGACAAGGUGUCUUUGCGGUUCGUCUUCGAUGCUUCGGUGGAAUGCAACAUCAGCUUCUACUGGGGUCCGACCGUGGAAGCCUGUAACAAAUUGGUCAAGGACUCGGCGCCUUGUGGCAACCGAAGUCCGCGGGAAUCUCAUGGAGGAUCCCUCGAAAUGGGUUACCAGCCCCCUUCGUUGGAGGGCAACGGCAGUUCGCGGCCUUUGUUUCCCGAGAACGACUUUCUGCAACGAUCCCAGAUCUAUUGCAUGCCAGCUGGGUUGAGGCAAACCUUCAGCAUCAAUUUGCACGACAAGGUGUCGCUGAAAGCUACCUCAACUGCUCCGGCGGCUGAAUCUGGCGAUGCCACAGGGGGCAGUUCCAGUUCCGAAACGCCACGAGUGGAUUUGGCCAUUGUGAUUUCGCCAUCUUUGUCUGAGAAACAAGUGACCUUCGUGCGCUGCGAAAAUCGCGCCAAAGCGGAAGUGCUGCAGCAGGUGGUCUUCACGAAUCACGUGGGACAUCGCAUCCUCGGUGUUUAUGGUUUCGAAGAUGAAGAACCCGGAGAAGCUGAUUGUAUGGUCUGCUACGAAAGGUUCAGGAGUGUCAUCAUUUUGCCGUGCCGGCACUGCUCGGUGUGCUCCACCUGCUUAAGAUCGCUGAGGGACGAGCGGUGUCCCAUGUGCAGAUCUUCCUUCUCAGCUUAUCUGCUGUUGCCCUUGCUGCGUGCAGAAGCUCCUGUCUAG
Cladocopium goreaui is the source of this 1689-nucleotide messenger RNA. NCBI's taxonomy places the organism in Eukaryota, Dinophyceae, Suessiales, Symbiodiniaceae. The record is from the annotation of a GenBank genome assembly.